Molecule: messenger RNA, 789 nt
Organism: Salvia miltiorrhiza (redroot sage)
Lineage: Eukaryota; Viridiplantae; Streptophyta; Magnoliopsida; Lamiales; Lamiaceae
Product: probable thionin-2.4
Exons: 3
Coding region: 152-562 (136 amino acids)
Biological process (GO): defense response
Source: RefSeq, a predicted model, not a curated record
UGUUGGGUUUAGAUAAGGUGGUAGGUGAAGCUUAUUAAGAUAUGACAAAUGAAGUAUGUGGUGAGGGUAUGCACAACACCAAGUAUUUAAGUUGCUAGUUUGAUCAGCAUUUUAUCAAUAAAAGUUGUGUAUAUUUUGUAAUCAAGAGAAGAUGAUAUCGAUGGAAGGUAAAAGUCUUAUUAUGAGUGCUCUUUUAGUGAGCCUUGUUUUGGGACAAUUUGAAGUUGGGGCGGCAAAGAGUUGUUGCCCAAACCCCAAAGCCAGAAAUGUCUUUAAUCUCUGUAGCUUUACGCCGGGAGGCAGCGAUUCAGUCUGUGCAUCACUCAGUGGAUGCAAAAUCGUUAAUGGGGAAUGUCCCAAUGGUUGGAAUUAUAGUUUUCUCGAAAACACUGGUGGUAAUGCAGUCCAUGAAUACUGCAAGUUGGGGUGUGCAUCCUCUGUGUGUGCUGCCAUAACCACUCUCCAAAACUCCGAUGCAAGUGAAGUUGUGAACGAGGCAGUUGAAAAAUGUAGCCAGGCAUGUUCUGCUCUUUGCACCAAGGCUUCUAUUACUGCAGCCUAAACAAGCAUGCAUGCAUGUAAAGAUGAAGGGCUAUACAUGCAUCUAAUAUGUGUUGUUGCUUUUUCUGGCUUUCAAUAAUUGUCAUGCUAGACUAGUCUCAUAGUCUGCUGCAUGCAAGUUUCUUUCUAUUUGUGUACGUCCGUCUAUGUCGUAGAAGGACUGUAUAUCCUUCUAUUUGCUGUUAUCUUGUAUCAAUGAAAAGAGUAUGUCUUUUUAGUCUUCUUUAA